GAAGCGCGCUCCCGAUACUUCAGGUGAAUGAGAGGGAAGUAGAGGAGCGGGACACGGUUCAUUGUGCGUCGCAUUAAAGAGGAACAAUUACAGGAAAAUGAGUUGUGUUUCGUCGCUUGGGGCACAAGUUUUUAUGACAACAUAUCUACUUUUCUUGAUGGGAUGCGUUGCACAGAAAGUAUACUUCGAUUGUGGUGCCAAGGUGGAUGUGGUGGACGUCCAAGGCCUCAUUCUGUCCCCUGGCUUCCCCUACAACUACUCGUCUGGGACACAUUGCGUCUGGCUGUUCAUUGUGCCUGUUGAUUACCAGCUUAUUCUGGAGAUAUUUGACUUUGAUGUGUUUGAAAGCCAUGACUCUGCAGCACAAUACUCAGCUAUCUCUAAUUUUGAAGAGGGAGAGGCAGAAGAAGAGGUGACUUUCACCCCUGGCAGCUUAGUGGCAGAUGAAACUUCAUUGGCUGCAAAAGAUCCCAUGCUUCAGAAUGUAGGGGAUGUCAUAAAGACUCAGCAGUCUGAAGAAGAUGGUGAGGUCAAACAAGUAGUGGUCCAAGAACAGUCCACAAAGAUGGAAAUUGCCAAAGUCUCAAAUUCUGCUAAAAGAUCUGCAGAUACCUCCUCUGGCCUAUCUUUACCACCUCCUUCCUCUCUCCUCCUCCUACCUGGGGCUGUGCCUUCAAAAGACAAGGCUGUCAAUUCUGCCUCCUCAUCUCACCUCAGGGGAGACCUCAACCCCAGUGCUAACCCAAACGCAGCUGUGGAGGAGACCACCCUUUCUUUGCCACACACUACCGACACUCCAGCUGUGAGCCCCGAAACCCAGCAGUCAGUGCUUGAUGCCUGCCCCCAUGAUGUCCUCUACAUCUCAGACCUGAUCACCUUCUCCUCCAGGUUCUGUGGGUCCAACCGGCCACCCAGCAGCCAGCUGGUUUUUGGCUCUAGCCAGGAGAUGGUAGAGGUUAUCAUGGAGCUCAUCACCACCACACAUUGGGGCCGCGGCUUUGCUCUUCUCUUCCACUACCACAACCUGACCGAGCCAGGGGGGGACCACCGUGCCUCUGCUGCUACAGCCAGCAAGGUAGACUCUCUGCUGGCUGCUGUGAGUGGAGCUGCCUUCUUCGCUAUGAUACUUACAAGUGCCCUCUGCAUCAUUUUCAGACCCAAACUGUGUCCAAAAAGGGCCAGCUCCUGCGCAUCCAGCAACUCUGAGGUGCCAGAAGGAGUCCAGAAUACUAGGGCUGAGGUCAGCGAGCUGCAGCUGAUGGCUGAGAAUCAGACCAAUCCAGAGAUGACCACAGAGCAGGGCAACAGCAACAACAGCCUGCCACACACAGUCAGUGCUUCCCUCGACAUUUCCCAGAAUGCAGAGGUGGAUCUUUCUUGCAGUGGUCUGACUGAACUUGACCUUGGUGCGGAUGAGGUUUUCAUUGUAUCUUCAGCCCCCAGCUCAAGCAGGCUACCCCUCUCCUCUCACACGAAGCGGGAGAGGUUUCUGCGGCACAGUGAUACUGGUCCCAGCCCUGCAGGUGACUGGCCCUCACCAGACUCCACCACCUCACCUACUGGUGCCAGGUCCAACAAGGACAGCAGCAGUGCCUGCGCCAGACCGAGAGCGUGGAGCGUACGCACCUUCCAGGACUUCCUCCCUCCACUUCCGCAGCUGCAUAAGAAGUGGUGUAGCUGGAACUCCACCAGUCCCUUCACCAAGCUGGUGGACAGCGCUCCAUCCAGUUUGACAGCUGACUGCAGGGGAGGCGACAGCAGGAAGGUCUUCUCUGAUGUUCACUUGGAGGCCAGGGCAGACAACAGCACCAUCUCUGACUCAUCCAUCAGCAAUGCCUCCUACCCACUUACGCAGCCUGCCCAGAGGCAGCGGCGUCUCAACUCCACCAGCAACCUGCGGCGCUCACGCUUCACAGGGCCUUGCUUUGGCCUGCUCUCUGGGACAACAGACCCAGUGAAGGCCUCUGGGGUUCCUCAGUCCCAGGGAUCCUCCUCAGAGCCCAGCUCUGGCUCUUCUUCCUCCACCCAGUGUCAGAUUGAGAGUGGCCAGCCCGUAAAGAGGCGUGAUUUCCCAGGCGAGGGUGAUCACGUCAGUGUGCCGGUGUUUGCCAUCUCCGAGGAGGAGGACCGGCAGCCUCUGGUCUUGGCCGAGCACCUGGACCAGAGCUCUGCCUCUGCUGUGCUGAACGGACUGGUGAGGGGAACAUAUGAGGGGAAGAGGCCUGCUGUAGGAAGCACCAGCCAGAGCCCCCAGAACCAGAGGGCCAGGCCAGAGUGGAGGCCAUGGGGGAGCCAGGUGUCAGGAGGGGUCGGUCCACUCCUUUCCAACACACCCACCACCAUGACUGAGUCAAACACAGUAAGUGACAGCCAGCUGUGUCUUGGUCAGUCAACAGUGCUGUGCAGUGUGACCAACCAGAUGUGACCAGAUGGUGAAAGGAGGAGGGACUCUGGUGGGCCAGUUAUGCAUUUCUGAACUCUUAGUGCCACUUUGUGAGAUAUAAUCUAAGUCUUUGAUUUCUGAAAUCAUCUUUUACAAAAUUACUACAUACUCUUCUCACUCUAGUUCUUUAUUUUUAUAAAGUGUUUGGACAAAGAUGGAAUAAUAUGCUGCUUAUUAUGCCAAGACACUGACUGCUGUGGUAUUAUCUGUUUAAAAAAGAUGACUGAUUGCAAAAAUGAAUACAAAAAGUAUUUUCUGAGUGAGUACUCCUUAACCCCCAACUCUUAGGAGCACUUAUUAAUUAGAUCUAUUAACCAGUUUGAUGCUAUUCAGAGUUAUAACACUCCAACUGCUGCACUGCUUUCAUUAGCUCAUUCAUUGUGGAUUUUGUGCUGCCCUGUGCCAGCUUUCUGCUUUUUCCUCAAUGUGGUUCCUCAUGUGGUUAUUUUUCUAGCACAGGCUGAUAAAUGCUUAUACAGUUAUUACCCAAAAGUGUUCUGCAAAGCAUAGAUCAUACAUUAAUAUCAAUGUUGCAACAGUGUAUGCAUACAGUAUGUACUCCUAAGGCUGAUACCGGAUUAUAAAAGGGAAAUCAAAAUAAUGUAAAAGCAUAUACAGCACUAAUAUACACUAUUAUGUAGAAUAAAGCGAGAACUAGCAAUCACAAUAGUAUUUAAAAUGAAUUAUGAAUUAAUGUCAAGUUUAAUAAAGGCUAUGUCAUUCACAUGUUUUGUCCUUGAUCUGACGGAAGAUGUUAUACAAUCAGUAGACAGACAACCUCGGGACAAAACUGAAAUUAGAAGUCAGGACCUCAUGCUGAAUUUUUGUCUGACUUGAUCCAGGACCUGUUAAGAUUUUUUGGAAGUGCAUGCCCCACACCAAGUCUGACUUCAGUAAAACUGGAAAUACAAAUGUGAAUAAAUGAAGAGAAGACUGAGUAAAACUGCAGUUUAUUGCAUUUAUCUGAACACUACCUGCACAAGGUCAACUGGAAGUUGCAUCCUCUGUGAACUAUGGAUCCCCCAAAUACAUUUAAAUUUUUUUUAAUCUACUGUUUGAAAAUCCAGAAUCUAUGAAUAUGAAAAAUGUCACAUUUAACUAGAUGUUUCCUCCUCAGUUUAUGCAUGCUGAAUGUUUCAUGUUUCACAUUACACACACAAGCUGCAUAUUAGACCACAAUUGGCCUCUUACCUAGUUGCAAUGUCACAAAAUCCUGCUCACACCUGCAUGUUUUACACUCAGAUUUAAGGUGAGCACAAAGACAUUUUU
Messenger RNA from Lates calcarifer (barramundi perch), 3712 nucleotides. RefSeq lists its product as uncharacterized. Gene Ontology annotation, biological process: negative regulation of inflammatory response. The record is from RefSeq and is a predicted model, not a curated record. The transcript is spliced from 7 exons. The coding region runs from base 98 to 2425 and encodes 775 amino acids. Lineage: Eukaryota; Metazoa; Chordata; Actinopteri; Centropomidae.